Molecule: messenger RNA, 2223 nt
Organism: Maudiozyma saulgeensis
Lineage: Eukaryota; Fungi; Ascomycota; Saccharomycetes; Saccharomycetales; Saccharomycetaceae
Source: the annotation of a GenBank genome assembly
AUGUCUAAAAGACUUGCUGAUGAUCAAAUAACGAGAGAAGCAUUCGAAGACAACGUUUCUGAUGAUGAGUCCUCUUCUCAAAUACCCAAGACUAUUAAUGCUUCCGCAGAAGUAAUGAGUAAGAGAAAAAUUGCAAUGCCUAAGAAAAAGAUGUCCUUCGCUAAUAAAACUAACGCCUCUGUAUCUGAAGCGUCUUUUGCCAAUGCCUUCAAUUUCGCCAAGAAACCUGUAUCUAAUAACAAUAAUGAAAAGGGUGCCAAGUUAAAGGCUUUGAAUUUGCAAUUCAGUAAGAAAAUUUCUGAAUCUGUAAGCAUUGAUCCAUUUGUAAACUUAUCGACACUCUUUGGAAAGUAUGAAACCUACGUUAACUCUAUCAAUGGUGUUACAUCCACAAGUAUUGCGAACACCGUUCCUAUUAUUACCGAGAAACCAUCCAUACCAGAGAAACAUGCAGUUACUCUGCCUUCUAUCGGAAUUCAAUUCAAUAAGAAGGAACCUGAAAGUGAGGAAUCUUCCUCUUCUGAUGAAGAAGUUGAAACAAAAGUCGAAGGUCCAUCAUUUACAAUAUCAUCAAAUCCUAUCAAAUCCGAUUCUGUAUUUUCAUUUAAUAAAAAGAAAGUGGAAAAACCAAAGGAUGAUUCUGAUAGUGAAAGUGAUAUUGAAAUUAAGGGCCCAGAAUUUAAGAUUUCAGGCACUGUAAAAUCAGAUAUAUUCAAAUUUAAUGGCAAUGUAGCUGCAUCUGAUUCUGCUAAACCAACAUUUAGUUUAUCCAAUAAUAAUGCAGCAACUGCAUCAUCCAAAGACUCUAUAAGUGAAACAAAAGAAGAUAAGAAGGCUCUACCCUCAUUUAAUUUUGGAGCUAACGUUGCCCCAACAUCAGACGAAAAAACCGAAAACACAGGUGCAAAAUUAUCUUUUGGAUUUGGAGCAGACUCAACCAAGAAACCUGCUAAUGAGGCAUUUACUUUUGGUACUAAUAACGUAUCAACUCAACCUAAUGGUUCAAACAUAUUUGGAAAUCAAACAAAAAAGAACGACCAAACUAACACAACUAAUACUACGAGUUUUACAUUUGGUUCUAAACCAGCUUCAAUAGAAGAUACCAAAGAUUCAACUAACAAACCUUCUUUCAUGUUUGGUUCCAAACCAACUUCAACAGAAAAUACAGAAACUAAUACCCCAUCAUUUUCUUUUGGUGCCAAAGUAUCUACUACUGAUACAAACGAGCCAGCGAAAGAAAAUCCAACUAAACCAGUUUUCAAUUUUGGUGUUACCCCAGUGACUGAAAAUUCUACCAAACCAAGCUUCACAUUUGGCGCGAAGGAUUCUACCGACACUAAGAAUGACACAGAUGCAGCCAAACCAACUUUUCAAUUUGGUGCCAAAAAUUCUGAACAAACUAAAUUGAGCUUUGGACCAACCGCAUCCACAGAAGCUGAAACAACAAUAACAAAUGAAAACAUUAAACCUAAAUUUGAUUUUUCUGCAAAGAGCACACAGCCAGAAUCAGUGGACGACGUCCUUAAAAGUGAUAGCGCCAUAAAAGCACCAUCUUUUUCUUUUGGAACUUCUAAUACUACCACAACCCCAUCGUUCUCUUUUGGUAAACCAGCACAACCAAAUCCAUUUGCACCAAGCACAUCGUCCACUACGACUGCGAACAAUACUGUUCCAUCUGGUGGGUUCAAGUUCAGUUUACCUUUUGAACAAAACAAAACACCAGAGGAAAAGAAAACAACCGAUGAACCUGUUCAAUUAACCACAGAAACCCCAAAAAAUACAGCAGACGAUGAGAAUUCUUCUAGUUUGAAAACGGGAGAGGGUGAAAAGGAAGGCAGUGAUUCUGUAGUUUCUAUGCAAAAUGGUGAAGAAGAUGAGACUUCUAUUUUCUCUCAAAGGGCCAAAUUGAUGGUCUUUAAUUCAGAGACAAAAGCAUACGAUUCACGUGGUGUUGGUGAAAUGAAAGUUCUUCAAAAGAAAGACGAAAAAUCAAAAGCUAGACUUCUUUGUAGAUCUGAUGGUAUGGGUAAUGUGUUACUAAAUACCAAUAUUGUUAAGUCGUUCCAAUAUGUUCCUUUAACAGCGGAUAAUGAAAAUUUGGUGAAGACACCAGUGGUUGACGCCGAAGGUAAAUUGAUAACGUAUAUUGUUAAGUUUAAGAUGAAGGCAGACGGCCGUGCAUUUAUGAAGGCGAUAUCAGAUUGCCAAAAGGAUCUUGAUUAG